AUGGUUCUUCUUAACGCUAAAAACCACAAAAACGGUCGGCGAUAUACGUCAGAUGAAAUGCUAUUAUGUCUUUCAAUUGACAAAAGUUCAGCGUCUGCGCACCGAUAUUUAUGUUCAAUCUUGCCUUUUCCGACUCCUCGGAGAGUACGUCAACUUUUGACCAAAUUUCGUUGGGAUUGUGGAGUCACGGAAACCAUGAAGGAUUGUUUGAAAGAAGCGGCUGAUCGAUUAACAGAUGAACUGGACCAGGUUUUCGCUUUGAUGAGGGUUGAAGUUUCCUUGAAGCUGAAUGUCCAUUAUAGCGCUGAGAAGGACAAGGUUAUUGGUGAAGAGGACUGGGGCACAAAUCGAACCUCCAAAUAUGCGGAUCAUGCACUAGUUUUUAUGCUGUGA
Molecule: messenger RNA, 393 nt
Organism: Belonocnema kinseyi
Lineage: Eukaryota; Metazoa; Arthropoda; Insecta; Hymenoptera; Cynipidae
Exons: 1
Coding region: 1-393 (130 amino acids)
Source: RefSeq, a predicted model, not a curated record